This is a messenger RNA of Megalops cyprinoides (Indo-Pacific tarpon), 2513 nucleotides long. It is a transcript of the gene coq8ab, whose product is annotated as coenzyme Q8A, genome duplicate b. Gene Ontology annotation, molecular function: kinase activity. Bases 127 to 2034 code for a protein of 635 amino acids. Gene Ontology annotation, cellular component: extrinsic component of mitochondrial inner membrane. The transcript is spliced from 15 exons. The record is from RefSeq and is a predicted model, not a curated record. Gene Ontology annotation, biological process: ubiquinone biosynthetic process. NCBI's taxonomy places the organism in Eukaryota, Metazoa, Chordata, Actinopteri, Elopiformes, Megalopidae.
GUUGAGUUGGUAAACAGCACUUUUCGCCUCAUGGAACGAAUCUCCCCUUCGCUCCGUGAAGGACGAGGGACUGUGCAGAGCUAGACGGUCGUUGGCAAGCCCUGGUGGGGGUGACGGAGAGCCAUCAUGGCGGGGGACAUGGUGUUGCUGAUGAGGGGGCUGACCCGGCUGGGUUGGGCGGUCAUGGAGACGCAGGCGAACGCCCUGCUCGGGGGCGGAGCCCAGGGAACGGCCCAGAGCGUGCGGACGGGCCUAUCGGAGGGACUGGGCGUGGCCGUGCAAAGGAUGCAGGGCUUUGGGGGCCAGCAGCAGGGAUCGUCAGAUUUCGGGACGGACUUGGACUCCCAGUUCGAUCUCUCCAGCGCCGAGGGGAUCAUGGCCGGCUCCGGAGGGGGCGAUUUCGAGGCCCGAGGUGACGAGGUGACGAGGGGGGGUGCCCCCGCGUGGGACCGGGCAGACAGGGGGACACCCCGAACCUUCGGCCGCGUCCAGUGGAGAGCGCCCAGCAGCAGGCUCCUUGGGGGCCUCGUGGAUCAGAGCAGGCAGUUCUCUAGACAGACCCGCAGAUUCCACCGGGACCACUCGUCGGUUAGCGGUCUCACGGCGGAGGACCUGAACAAAGCCAGGGAGACCAAGAAGGGCGACUCCAAACCCCACAAGCAAAUGCUCAGCGAGAGAGCGAGGGAGCGCAAAGUCCCCGUCACGAGGAUAGGGAGACUCGCGAACUUCGGAGGCCUGGCUGUGGGCCUUGGGUUCGGGGCGCUGGCAGAGGUGGCCAAAAAGACCCUGCGGCUGGAGGAGAAGAACGGGGAGAAGAAGGCCAUCCUGGACUCCAGCCCCUUCCUCUCGGAGGCCAACGCGGAGAGGAUUGUCAGGACUCUGUGCAAGGUGCGCGGAGCCGCCCUCAAGCUGGGACAGAUGCUCAGUAUCCAAGACGACGCCUUCAUAAACCCCCAGCUGGCCAAGAUCUUCGACCGGGUUCGACAGAGUGCUGACUUCAUGCCCACCAAGCAGAUGCUGAAAGCCAUCAGCAGCGAUCUGGGCCCCAACUGGAGGGACAAGCUGGAGUUUUUCGAGGAGAGGCCAUUCGCCGCCGCCUCCAUCGGCCAGGUGCACCUGGCCCGCAUGAAGGAUGGCAGGGAAGUGGCCAUGAAGAUCCAGUACCCCGGCGUGGCCCAGAGCAUCAACAGCGACGUGAAUAACCUGAUGACCGUCCUGAGCAUGAGCAACGCGCUGCCCGAAGGUCUGUUCCCGGAGCAUCUGAUCGAGGUGAUGAGCCGGGAGCUGGCGCUGGAGUGCGAUUACGUCAGGGAGGCCAAGUGCGCCAAGAAGUUCAAGGCGCUGAUGGAGGGCCACCCCUUCUUCUACGUGCCUGACGUGAUCGAUGAGCUGAGCAGCCCACAUGUCCUCACAACCGAGCUGGUGCCCGGCUUCCCCCUGGACAAGGCCGACGACCUGUCCCAGGACCUGAAGAACGAGAUCUGUGAGAACAUUCUUAUCCUCUGCCUGAGAGAGCUGUUUGAGUUCCAGUACAUGCAGACGGAUCCCAACUGGUCCAACUUCUUCUACGACCCACAGACACACAGGGUUGCACUGUUGGAUUUUGGUGCUACCAGAGGGUUUGACAAGAGUUUUGUCGACAUCUACAUUGAGAUCAUCAAGGCAGCCGCUGACGGUAACAGAGAGGGGGUCCUGCAGCGGUCGAUAGAGAUGAAGUUUCUCACAGGCUACGAGUCCAAGGCGAUGGAGAAUGCCCAUGUGGACGCGGUGAUGAUCCUGGGGGAGGCCUUCGCGUCGCACGAGCCCUUCGACUUCGGGGCGCAGAGCACCACUGAGCGCAUCCACAACCUGAUCCCAGUCAUGCUGAAGCAGCGCCUGACCCCGCCCCCCGAGGAGACCUAUUCGCUGCACCGCAAGAUGGGCGGAUCCUUCCUCAUCUGCUCCCGCCUCAAAGCCAAGCUGAGCUGCAAGAACAUGUUCCAGGAGGCCUACAGCAAGUACUGGAGGGAGCGCAAGGCGGAGCUCGGUCAGUGAACGCGACUGUGACCGUGGCGACUGUGACCGCAGUGCGACCAUGACUGCGGCGGUAUCGCAGCGGUCGCAGUCAGAGGGGGAGAGACGCCUCUGACCGCUCUGCUGACUCUGCUGCGAGCUAAAUGUGAAUAUGGCACAUAUAUUGUUCUCGCCCUCACUCAAAAUCCCAUUUUUUUUUUUUUCUUUGCUUUUUGAGGUAGAUGUGUAAAAGCACGUGGCUUUAACCCAGGGAAAGCGGUUGGUUAAACGCACCAAGCAAAUACCAUAUACAACGUUGUGAAUGCUUAGCAUGGCCAACCAAACACUUUCCCUCGGUUUAAUCUUCACAUGCAUAUCCUCCUCUUUAUAUAGUAUUUUUCAUGAAAAUGAAUAAUAAGUUUAAAUUGGAUAUAUAAUGGGAAAUGACAAGAGCGAGGUCACUGAUCGUUCUUCACAGAAGGACCUUGUGUGCCUUAUGUGUGUUGGGGGGGGGGGGGGGG